Condylostylus longicornis is the source of this 2411-nucleotide messenger RNA. Its product is annotated as formin-binding protein 4-like. The coding region runs from base 117 to 2270 and encodes 717 amino acids. Gene Ontology annotation, molecular function: protein binding. The record is from RefSeq and is a predicted model, not a curated record. The transcript is spliced from 9 exons. Lineage: Eukaryota; Metazoa; Arthropoda; Insecta; Diptera; Dolichopodidae.
UGACAAUUGGCUAUUUUAUGUUCUAUUUCGGUGAGAGUCAAAUCAAAAGUACAUACUUAUUACUUAUUAAAAUAUUUUUUACACAUUAGAUUUUAUUUCGUAAUAAAAAAAAUAUAAUGAGUGCAAAAAAUAGCUUAUCUACAUUAUUAGGGAAUUAUAUGUCGGACAGCGAUAAUGAAAAUGACGAUGUGCAAAAUUCAAACUCAUUUUCUAAAGAAAUUGGCAAUUUAAUUAAUGAAAUAGGAGGAGAAACUUGUGAUAAAAGAGAAUCACUUCCUAAAACUGAUUGGACGCAAUGUAUGGAUGCUAACACUGGUCAUCCAUAUUACUGGAACAUUAGCACAAAAGAGGUUACAUGGGAAAAACCUGCACAAUAUGAAGAAUUUUUAAAUGAAAUUAAAAGAGUUCUUAAGAAAAUUCCGGAUGAUUCUUGGGCUAUUGGUUAUGCUGAAGGUUCAGAAACUCCAUAUUACCUCAAUAUAUUUACAAGAGAAAUAUCGUGGCAAAAACCUGCAAAUUUCAAAGAAAAGAAAAGGUCAAAAAAAAUUAAGAAGAAAAAGCAAAAAUAUGAAGAAAAGGAAACUAAAAACAUUAAAAAGAAAUACCCAAAACACUUAGAAGGUGGAAGUGAUGAAGACAUAAAAAUCGAGUUGAUAAAUAGUUUUACCAAUAAAUCAGCAACAAACUCUGAAGACGAAGACAAAACUAAAUCACAAAAUAAAAAGGCAAUAAAUUUAGAUAUUGAACAACAAACAUCAUCAAAAAUAAAUUUAGUAAGUUAUACCUCAGAUGAUGAAGAGGAGGGGGGCUUAGAAAAUAAUGUUAAUCAAAAAGAAGAGGAUAAUGAAUCAAAAUUAGCUUUAGAUGUAAAUGACUCGACGCAAAUGUCUCAAAAAUCGAUCUCAAAAGGUGAAAAAACACAAAUCACAUCGUUCGCAAGCAUCAUUACUGGGGGUAAAGUUGAUGUAGAAAUUGAUGAUGAAAUUAGUAAAUUAAAAGAAGAAUUAGAAAAAGAGUUUGUUAAAGAAACAAAAGAGGAUGAAAUAAAAACAGAAUGUAGUUCAAUUAGUUCAAACAAAAAUAAUACAAAUGUAAGUUUUGAUGAAAAAAAUUUCAAAAGAAAAAGAAGGAUAGAAUUUGGUACGAAUGCAAAACAUGCACAAAAUAUUGAGGAAAUUGAAAAUGAAGAUUCCAGACCAUCAUUCGUAUUAACUAAUUCAGAUGAUUCCAAAGAACUUAUUUCCAAAGAAAGCUCAAACUCAGAAAAACUACUAGCAAAGAAAAAAUUAUAUAGUAAUUUUAAGAAAAGUCAUGUUGAAUUUGUGAAGUCAAAUGAAACUAAGGAUGAUGAUAAUGAGUCAAAUCAAGAACUUUUAGAUGAAAAAAUAAAAUUUGAAAAGGAAAUCCAUGAUUUGAGUGAAUUAAUAUCGGAUAAAGUAAAAUUUUUAUCAGUUGGUCAUGCUGAAGUAUCCGCAGUUCAAGCUAUUCGUGUGCAAUUAGAAACUUUAUUGGCAGCUUUCAAAUCCUCUUCUCUAUCAUUUGAGUAUUUUUUUAAAUGGCUAAAAAGUACUUCUGACGAUUUAAUUAAAUUAGAACAAAAUGCUGCACCCGAGGGAUGGAAAUGUAAAUGGGACAGAACAACAGCCCAAUACUGUUAUGAAAAUUUAACUACAAAUGAAAUUCGUUGGGAAUUUCCAUCUACAAGUGAUACAAUAACUGAAACAAAUAAUUCUAGUGCCAAAGAUAAAAAUGAUGAAGAAGUUGAAAAUCUAUUGACAUCAAAUAAAAUGGAAGAUCGUAAAAUCAUAAGCAAUGAUGAUGUUAAAGGUGAAGUAGAGAUGGAUAUAAGUACAACACCACCACCUAACGAAAAUGAAAAAAUAAUUGUACAACAUACUUGGGAUGCUGAUAAUGCACCACCACCACCAAGAAUAACUACCCCAUCACCGCCUUCAAUAUCAACUUCAGUUAUAAUAAAUGAUGAACUGUCAGCAUUUUAUUCAGAUAUCGCUAAAAUAAGUGCCGAAUCAUCAGAAACUAAUAGUAUGCAAUCAACAACAAAUACCCAAAGCAAUAGUAAUGUAAUUGAAACAAAUAACAAUUCAUUAAAAAGGACACCACCUAGAGAAAUUAAUGAUCAGCAACAAAUUGAAAAAAAGAAACGUAAAAAAGUUAAAGUUUCCGGUUUAAGUAUGGGUGAUAAAGGUGUUUCAGAAAUGGUUGCAAAAUGGCAAAAAGCACAACAACAAAAGGGAUAUAAUUUUUGGUGAAAUCAAAAACUACAUAUUUAAAAAAAUUUAGAAAAGAAAAAAACAAACUUUUGUAAAAUGUAAACUUAUUAUUAAGUUUCUAUAUAUUAUAAUUACGGUAGGAAUAUUGGUUAAAAAUAAAAAACACAUAAGUUAAUUAUA